AUGCGCGAGUACGAAGACCUCGGGCAUAUGCGCCAAGUUCCGGAGCAGCACGCGGCGUCGAAUCAAAUUUUCUAUAUCCCUCAUCAUUCGGUAUUUCGAAGUGAUAGUGCGACUUCUCGUUUGCGCGUCGUUUGUAACACGUCUUGCAUCACGAGUAACGGGUCCUCCUUGAACGAUCACCUGCUCGCGGGCCCGAAGUUGCAGACGGACUUGCCCGCCAUUCUGCUGCAGUGGCGAUUGUUCCAAUUCAUGUAUUCUGCGGACAUCGCUAAGAUGUACCGCCAGAUUUUAAUCGACGAGCGUGAUAGGGACUUUCAACGAAUUUUGUGGCAGCCGGACUUGUCCGCUGCUCCUCUUGACUAUCAGCUUAUGACGGUUACAUACGGGAUGAAGUGUGCUCCGUAUCUCGCGCUUCGCACGCUGAAGUGCCUCGCCGAAGACGACGGGUAUCGCUUUCCACUUGCCGUGCCCAUUCUGCAGGAUCAAAUCUAUGUCGACGAUAUUCUCUUCGGCGACCACCAGCUCGAUUCGUUGCGUGAGCGACGGCGUCAGCUCGUCGCGUUGCUGCAUUGUGGUCGGUUCGAGCUGCGGAAGUGGGCUAGUAACUCUCCGGAGCUUCUCGAAGAUAUCGACCCUGCCAAUCACCGGUUGGCUUGUGAUUUGCCUCUCGCACUUGACGAUAAGGUCAAGGUGCUCGGCAUCGCGUGGAAUCCAUCACGCGAUGCUUUUCACUUUAAGGUUGUUCUUGAUAGCGCUGAGCCGACCAGCAAGCGCACGAUUCUGUCCACUAUCGCUAAAUUGUACGAUCCGCUGGGUUGGGUCACACCCGUCACCGCUGCCGCGAAGAUUUUUAUGCAGAACCUGUGGCGUUCGCAACUCGAUUGGGAACAAUCGCUUUCUGAGCCAUUACUUUCCCAAUGGCAUCGCAUUUACAUAAAUCUUCCUCACCUAAACGAGGUCGCUCUUCCUCGUUGGACUGGCAGUCUACCAGACUCCAUCUCUGAGUUGCACGGUUUCGCCGAUGUCUCCAUGCUGGCGUACGCCGCGUCCGUAUAUUUGAAGACUGUGUCUCCUUCCGGUGAAAUCACCGUCUCGCUGAUAGCCGGCAAGUCUAAAGUCGCGCCUAUCGCCUCUCUCACAAUUCCGCGUCUCGAGCUUUCUGCUGCGCUCCUUCUGAGCCGCCUAAUGAAGUUCGUGAGAGGCGUCUUGAAGCUGCAGUCCGCUCCAUGCUUCUGCUGGACGGAUUCAACCGUUACCCUUUCAUGGCUGCGGUCGCACCCAUCUCGGUGGAAGACAUUCGUGUCCAACCGCGUCGCGCAGACUCAAUCGAAUUUGCCGGACGCCACUUGGCGUUACGUGCCCACGUCGCACAAUCCUUCCGACUGUGCUUCUCGUGGACUACUGGGCCUCGAGCUGUUGACUCACGAUUUGUGGUGGCAUGGACCCCACUGGUUGCAAUCGUCUUCUAACGAUUGGCCUAAGGAUCCGACUCCUCUUCAAGCUGACGAUGCUCUGGAGGAAAAGGCACUCCGUGCUCAUCAUGUAGCAGCAGCUCCCAUCAAAUGGGACAUCGCUGUUCGAUAUUCCUCCUGGGCACGUUUGAUUCGCGUCACCGCUUACGUUCUUCGGUUCGUUUCCGCUUGCCGUCGAGCCAACCUCGAUCGUCAUGAUCCUGUCAUUGACUCGAGAGCGCUCACGUCCACUGAGUACACCCGAGCGAAGAUCUUCUGGAUCAGACGCAUUCAAGAAGAGCUUUUCGCUGAUGAUCUGCAAUCUCUUUCAAAGGGUCGAUCGCUACCGUCAAAGAGUUCAAUUGUCGUGCUCAAUCCUUUCCUUGACCGCGACCAGGUAAUGCGUGUGGGGGGUCGGCUGAGAAAUGCACCGUUGCCAUACGACAUGAAACAUCCGAUCCUCCUCGCCCCACAUCCUCUCGUACGUCUCAUAGUUGCUCAGGUUCAUUUGCGCUUCCUUCACUCUGGUCUCCAACUCACGUUGAGUUCCCUUCGCAGGGAGUAUUGGAUACUGCGCUCUCGCAACCUUGCAAAGUCCAUUCUUCGCGAAUGCGUCGUUUGCGCUCGUGAGCGAGCCUCUAUUCCGACUCAGCUCAUGGGUGAUCUCCCAUCCAGUCACGUGUCGCCUUCGUCUCGCUGCUUUGCCCAUAGCGGCAUCGAUUAUGCUGGGCCUCUAAAGGUUCGCGCCUCCGCAGGACGAGGCAUAGCAUCUCGAAAGGCUUACAUCGCGCUCUUUGUUUGCCUAGCUACCCGCGCCAUUCAUUUAGAACUGGUAGGCGAUUAUUCCACUCCUGCGUUCAUAAGUGCUUUUGCUCGAUUUUGCUCGCGCCGGGGCCUUCCCCAAUCCAUGUACUCGGAUAACGACACAACCUUCGUUGGAGCCGAUAAGGAGUUAGCGACGGCCUAUCGAGGUGCGUUGCGCGAUCCGAAUUUUCUGAAUAGCACCGCGAGCGACGGUAUCACAUGGAACUUUAUUCCGCCGUCCGCUCCUCACUUCGGUGGGCUCUGGGAGGCUGGAGUCCGCAGCGUGAAGCAUCACCUGCGUCGCGUGUUAGGAAGUCACACGUUGUCAUUCGAGGAGUGUUCGACCCUCUUGUGUCAAAUCGAGGCGUGUCUUAACUCACGCCCGAUUGCUCCUAUCUCUGACGAUCCUGAUGAUACUCAAUACCUGUCUCCAGGACAUUUUUUGGUCGGUUCUACCAUCACUGUUCCUCCAGAGCCGUCAGUGCUCAAUCUCGCCGAAAAUCGGCUAUCACGCUGGCAAAUCGUUCGCCAUAUAACCGAACGAUUUUGGAAACUUUGGACGACGGAUUAUGUGAAUACGCUGCAACAGCGUAACAAGUGGCUCAAACUUCAACCUCCGGUGACAAUUGGACAACUCGCCUUAUUACGCAACCCGUUGUUACCUCCCUGCAAGUGGGAGCUUGGUCGAGUCGUUCGACUCCAUUCCGGCUCUGACGGUCUAACUCGAGUAGUCACCAUUAAAACCGCCGCCUCGGAGUACGUGCGCCCGAUCUGCAAAUUAUGUAUCCUCCCGGUCAAGGAUACAGAUCAUAAUGCCGCGUGA
This is a messenger RNA of Vollenhovia emeryi, 3078 nucleotides long. RefSeq lists its product as uncharacterized. Gene Ontology annotation, biological process: DNA integration. Gene Ontology annotation, molecular function: nucleic acid binding. The transcript has a single exon. The coding region runs from base 1 to 3078 and encodes 1025 amino acids. NCBI's taxonomy places the organism in Eukaryota, Metazoa, Arthropoda, Insecta, Hymenoptera, Formicidae. The record is from RefSeq and is a predicted model, not a curated record.